Messenger RNA from Erigeron canadensis, 3073 nucleotides. Its product is annotated as WD repeat-containing protein 48. Gene Ontology annotation, molecular function: ubiquitin binding. The coding region runs from base 400 to 2643 and encodes 747 amino acids. The record is from RefSeq and is a predicted model, not a curated record. Gene Ontology annotation, biological process: protein deubiquitination; double-strand break repair via homologous recombination. NCBI's taxonomy places the organism in Eukaryota, Viridiplantae, Streptophyta, Magnoliopsida, Asterales, Asteraceae. The transcript has 18 exons.
UCAAUAUAUUAUUCUCGUUUUCUUCGUCUCAAGCCCCUUCUUCCCUUUCCUUCUUCUUCAUCUGUUUCAAUCUGUACAAUAAAAAAUUCAAUUCAAUUCUCAACUACACACACACAUAUACGACGCCGUUUCAUACGAAUCAAAUAUCAUCCGAUUCUGUUCCUUUCAUCCUAAUUAUAUUGAAAAAAAUCAACUUCAUAUUCACUGAUUUUACUUUCUAUACAGUACGACGCCGUUUCAUACACAAAAUAAUACAUAUGACUCUCAUUCGUAUCUAUAUAACUUCAAUCCAAUAAUAACCUCAACUCAAUUUUUAAACGAUCAUCAUCUCAAUAAUAAUAAUAAUAUUUAUUUAUUUAUUUCAUUAUCGAUCCGUGUUUUCUGUAAGGAAAUUUGGCAAUGCAUCGUGUCGGUAUUGCAGGCAGUGCCUCCAAUUCGGUCCGUCCGCGUAAGGAGAAGAGAUUUACUUAUCUAUUGAAUGAUGCCGAUGAUACAAAGCAUUGUGCAGGUGUAAACUGCUUGGCUGUAUUAAAGCCAUCAAAACCAGACAACUCAAGUUACCUCUUUACAGGGAGUCGUGAUGGCACAUUGAAGAGAUGGGAGUUGACCGAUGAGGAUGCUACCUGCUCAGCAACCUUCGAGUCUCAUGUUGACUGGGUGAAUGAUGCUGUCCUUAUAGGAGGGAAAACCCUUGUAUCUUGUUCCUCAGAUACUACCGUCAAGGCAUGGGAUUCCUUUUCUAAUGGAACUUGCAUAAGGACUUUCCGUCAACACACAGAUUAUGUCACGUGUCUUGCUGCAUCAGAAAAAAACAGCAAUCUUGUUGCUUCUGGUGGGCUGGGUGGUGAGGUGUUUGUCUGGGAUCUUGAAGCUGCACUUGCACCCAUCACUAAAUCCACCGAGGCAGCUGAUGAGGAUCGUCCAAUUGGCACCAAUGGAUCAGGCAGCUUGAUGCCCAUUACAAGCCUACGUACUAUUGGCUCAAGUAACAAUAUCUCAUCACAAACAAACCUACCUCAAGGAUAUGUUCCUAUUGCUGCCAAAGGACAUAAAGAGUCUGUGUAUGCAUUGGCAAUGAAUGAUACUGGAACUCUUCUUGUUUCUGGUGGAACAGAGAAGGCUAUACGUGUUUGGGACUCAAGAAGUGGUUCAAAGAUGAUGAAGCUUCGAGGGCAUACAGAUAAUAUCAGGGCUUUGCUCCUCGACUCUACUGGGAGAUUCUGCUUAUCGGGAUCCUCUGAUUCUAUGAUCAGAUUGUGGGAUCUGGGGCAACAGCGAUGCGUGCAUUCAUAUGCUGUUCAUACAGAUUCUGUUUGGGCGCUUGCUAGCACUCCUACUUUCAGUCAUGUUUACAGUGGUGGACGAGAUCUUUCUUUGUACUUAACAGACCUUGCAACUAGGGAGAGUAUACUACUCUGCACAAAGGAACACCCUAUUCAGCAACUAGCAAUGCAUGACGAUGGCAUAUGGGUUGCAACAACCGAUUCUUCUGUUCAUAGAUGGCCUGCGGAAGGUCAAAAUCCUCAGAAAGUGUUUCAAAGAGGUGGUUCUUUCCUGGCUGGGAAUUUGUCAUUUUCAAGAGCAAGGGCUUCCUUGGAAGGAUCUACUCCUGUUCCCGUGUAUAGAGAACCAAACUUCAGUAUUGAUGGAAUUCCAGGGAUUGUGCAGUAUGAAGUCUUGAACAAUAGACGACAUGUUCUGACUAAGGAUAAUGCUGGUUCUGUGAAGCUUUGGGAGAUCACCAGAGGUGUUGUGAUUGAAGACUAUGGACAUGUUUCAUUUGAAAAGAAGAAGGAAGAACUAUUUGAGAUGGUGAGCAUUCCGGCUUGGUUCACCGUAGAUAGUAGACUUGGGAAUUUGUCUGUGCAUUUGGAUACCCCGCAAUGCUUCUCAGCAGAAAUGUAUUCUGCUGAUCUUAACAUCACCGAGAAAGCCGAGGAUGAUAAGGUUAACUUGGCACGAGAGACCCUCAAAGGACUAUUGGCUCAUUGGCUGUCUAAGAAAAAGCAUAAACCUGGGUCUCAAAAUGGAGAAAUUCCAUCUUCUAGAAGUAGUUCACUAUCAAAAGUCGAGGUAGAUAGUAAUGCUGAAAAUGAUUGUGUAGUGUAUCCUCCAUUUGAAUUCUCAACGGUCUCCCCUCCUUCGAUUAUUACCGAGGGUUCCCAAAACGGGCCAUGGAGGAAAAAAAUUACCGAAAUGGAUGGAACUGAAGACGAGAAGGACUUACCAUGGUGGGUUUUAGAUUGCAUUUUGCAUAAUCGUAUGCCCCCACGGGAACAUACCAAGUGUAGCUUCUAUUUACAGCCAUACGAAGGUUCAACUGCACAAACCGUGACACAAGGGAAACUGAGUGCUCCUCGUAUUCUAAGAAUACACAAGGUUGUUAAUUAUGUUGUGGAGAAGUUAGUAUUGGACAAACCAUUGGAUACCUUGAGUAUCGAUGGACCUUUUGCUCCCGGGUUAUCUGGAGGAGAUACCUUUAGAUCUGGACUCAAACCUUGGCAAAAGCUUAAACCAUCCAUCGAAAUUUUAUGCAAUAAUCAGGUGUUGACACCUGACAUGAGCUUAGCGACUGUUCGUGCUUAUAUAUGGAAAAAGCCUGAAGAUCUUACCCUCAACUACAGAAUCGUGCCUGGAAGAUGAAUAGAUGAAUAGAUGUUUCAAUGAGAUAGAUUUCCGGGUUUUAAGAAGUGUGGGGAUGAUAAUCUCUCAUUACAAGUGGUUAUUGUAUUCCACUUGGUUCUGAUACACUAGUUAGUUUUGUGAAUGAUGACGCACUUCCUGAUACAAUCAAGAACGUUGUUGGAAGGGUUGCUAUUUUGAUAUUGUGGACAGAGAGCAAUCGAGUUAAAAGAAAUAGCAGUUGAAUAUGGAAAAGGAUGUUGAGAUCAGUAAAGUUAAAUAUUUAGUAGUAUGAGGAACCAAGUAUUGUACUUGCAAAUAAUACCGUUGUCACCUGUGCCAACCAAGUUAGUUUGUGUUUUGUACAUCUUAUUGAAAUGUCCCAUUUGAUUCCCAUAUUUUUGUAACUAAACAGAACUUUAGAAGAGGACUAAUUAUGAUUUUAUUUGAA